Messenger RNA from Pseudopipra pipra, 2139 nucleotides. It is a transcript of the gene KCNE2, whose product is annotated as potassium voltage-gated channel subfamily E regulatory subunit 2. Gene Ontology annotation, molecular function: voltage-gated potassium channel activity involved in ventricular cardiac muscle cell action potential repolarization; potassium channel regulator activity; transmembrane transporter binding. Gene Ontology annotation, biological process: potassium ion export across plasma membrane; ventricular cardiac muscle cell action potential; membrane repolarization during action potential. Lineage: Eukaryota; Metazoa; Chordata; Aves; Passeriformes; Pipridae. The transcript has 2 exons. Gene Ontology annotation, cellular component: membrane. The record is from RefSeq and is a predicted model, not a curated record. Bases 723 to 1097 code for a protein of 124 amino acids.
CCACGACCCUGCAGAGUCUUUGUGGCCCCAAAACCCCAAAACACACAGUGGGGAAAACCCCCUGCAGGGACAGAAGGAGCUGAGGGAAAAGCCUGGGCAGAGGGAAGGCAGGAGGACAGAGCAGUGCCCGGGGCUGAAGUGGCCCAACAGCAAAUCCUGGGGCCACAGAGACCACCCGGAGCAGGGAAGGACAACGACAAAUCCCCGGGAGUGGGGGGGGAAAACAAGCCCUGCCCUGGGCAAGGAAACCCCCUUCCAACACAGAACCCACCCACUGCUGGGAACAGCAGCAAUUCCCUGCUUUAGGAAUUCCCUGCUUUAGGAAUUUCCAGCUUCCUCACAGGGAAUCAUUCUCAUUCUUAAUAAUUCCUCUUAUUAUUUCACAGAGCUCAUCUUCCCCCUUCUCCCCUCUGGGUCACCAGACACGGAGCUGCAUCUCCAUCCACCCCCAGGAAAGCACAGAAAUGCUUUUAAAACACAGGAAUUCCCAACAACUGGCACAAAGAGUCAUUCCCAGCAUCCCUCGGGAUGACUGACGGGAGCUCCCGGCCAAUAUUUGACUUUCCAGGUGAGAUUAGAUUGAGCUUUUCACUGAAUAUACACACAAAGUGUGCAGUGCAAGGCACUUCUGUCACGUCCAGCAGGCUGGAGGCUGCUCUCUUUUGGAGAUCAUCACCUUAUUAUCCAGUGGAAUUUGGAAAUCCCCAGUGAAUCUCCUGGAAAUGGACACGGGGAAAGCGAGGAUGGCCGAGGUGGAGAACCUCACGUGGGCGGUGGAGGACAUUUUCAAGGACACCUUUCUCAGCUACAUGAACGGCUGGAGGAGGAACAUGACGGAGGCGGCGGCCAAGCUGCAGGCCCAGGUGGCGGCCGAGAACUUCGACUACGUCAUCCUGUACCUGAUGGUGAUGAUCGGGAUGUUCUCCUUCAUCAUCGUGGCCAUCCUGGUGAGCACCGUGAAGUCCAAGAGGAGGGAGCACUCCAACGACCCCUACCACCAGUACAUCGUGGAGGACUGGGGAGAGAAGUACAAGAACCAGGUGCUGAUCCACGAAAAUCCGGGAGCGAGGGAUAAAACGAGCCCCGAGUCGCCCUGAGCUUCGGGAAACGCCGGCGGUGAGGAAAUCGGGGAGUCACACACUGGGAACCCACUGGGAUUAUGAAAACCUGGGAAACUGUUCGUUAAAUUAACACAUGGGUUGAGGUAUAAUGGAGGAAACCAGCUCUGCUGGUUCCCAUCAACCUUACUGGUUCCCAUCGACCUUACUGGUUCCCAAUCCACCUUACUGGUUCCCAAUCCACCUUACUGGUUCCCAACCAAUCUUACUGGUUCCCAAUCCACCUUACUGGUUCCCAAUUCACCUUACUGGUUCCCAAUCAAUCUUACUGGUUCCCAUCCACCUUACUGGUUCCCAACCCACCCUACUGGUUCCCAAUCAAUCUUACUGGUUCCCAUCAACUUUACUGGUUCCCAAUCCACCUUACUGGUUCCAAUCCACCUGACUGGUUCCCAAUCCACCUUACUGGUUCCCAACCCACUCUACUGGUUCCCAAUCAGUCUUACUGGUUCCCAUCCACCUUACUGGUUCCCAUCCACCUUACUGGUUCCCAUCCACCUUACUGGUUCCCAUCAACCUUACUGGUUCCCAUUGACCUUACUGGUUCCCAUCCAUCUUACUGGUUCCCAAUCCACCUUACUGGUUCCCAAUCCACCUUACUGGUUCCCAUUGACCUUACUGGUUCCCAACCCACCUUACUGGUUCCCAUCAACCUUACUGGUUCCCAUCAACCUUACUGGUUCCCAAUCCACCUUACUGGUUCCCAACCAGUCUUACUGGUUCCAAAUCCACCUUACUGGUAACCAACCCACCCUACUGGUUUCCAAUCAAUCUUACUGGUUCCCAUCAACCUUACUGGUUCCCAACCCACCCUACUGGUUCCCAAUCAGUCUUACUGGUUCCCAACCAACCUUACUGGUUCCCAAUCAGUCUUACUGGUUCCCAAUCCACCUUACUGGUUCCCAGUCCACCUUACUGGUUCCCAUGAGGACCUUGGCACAGCCCCUUGUGAAAUUCCCAGGAAAAAAUGUCUGUUUGUGCUUCGCUCUGAGAUUUUCUGUUCUUCGGGGAAAUAAACCCA